AUCGCGAGAAUAGUGGUCAUCUCGGGGAACGACAACAAUUCCUUUUAGGGGAAAAUGCUCAAGGCAGACGCAUUCUUCAACAAGAGAAUACGCUGUUCUUUUAAUAUUCUUCAUUUUCAAAUGACAAUUUGGAGGAUGUGUUCGUUUUUUGGCUUUGUAUGACUGACAGAAUACCCGAAUUUAAAAGGCUGUAAACUUGUUUUAGGAUAUGAACGGUAAAAAAUCCAUACUGGAUGUCUCAGUGCACGGGUGAUGGCAGCACGUUUACAGUCCUAUGAUAGCAACUCCAGUGAUACAGAGAACUGGGAAAGAAAAACCUCCAGACCUCGCAAACUCUGCAAGCACCCGAGCUCCCAGUCCCGCUCGUCUCGGCCGGAGGACCUUGGGCAGAUGAGCCUGCACGGGGCCAGCGGGGGCAGCGAUCUCUCCCGCGACCGCCGGCGCUCCAGCGACCGCUCCCGAGACUCCUCGCACGAGAGGGGAGAGAGCCAGCUCACGCCCUGCAUCAGGAACGUCACGUCGCCCACACGCCAGCAAUACAGUGAGCGGGAGGGGGCCCCGUCCUCCAGGCCCAGCAGCCCCCGGCCUCAGAGGCUGUCCCCCAGCGGCUCCAGCUGCAGCAGCAGCAGCAGCGGGGUGGCCAGCAGCCGCCACAGCAGCCUGUCGGGCUCCGAGGGCACCUUCAAGAGCCUGAGCCUGGGCCAGGGGGAGAUGGUGUUUGUCUACGAGAACGCCAAGGAGGUGGUGGGCACGCGCAGCAUCAGGACCUCGGAGAGGGUCACUCUGAUCGUGGACAACACGCGCUUUGUGGUGGACCCUUCUAUCUUCACGGCACAGCCUAACACGAUGCUGGGCAGAAUGUUUGGAUCGGGAAGGGAACACAACUUCACGCGGCCCAAUGAGAAGGGAGAGUACGAGGUGGCGGAGGGCAUCAGCUCCACGGUGUUCAGAGCCAUCCUGGAUUACUACAAAUCUGGGAUUAUCCGUUGCCCCGAUGGAAUCUCCAUCCCAGAGCUCCGGGAGGCAUGUGACUAUCUGUGCAUCUCCUUUGACUACAGCACCAUCAAGUGCAGAGACCUCAGUGCCCUGAUGCACGAGCUGUCGAACGACGGCGCACGGCGGCAGUUUGAGUUCUACCUGGAGGAGAUGGUGGUGCCCCUGAUGGUGGCCAGCGCCCAGAGCGGAGAGAGGGAGUGUCACGUGGUGGUGCUGACGGACGACGACGUGGUGGACUGGGACGAGGAGUACCCACCGCAGAUGGGAGAGGAGUACUCACAGAUCAUCUACAGUACGAAACUGUAUCGGUUCUUCAAGUACAUAGAGAACCGAGAUGUUGCCAAAUCCGUUUUGAAGGAGAGAGGACUGAAGAAAAUCAGAUUAGGCAUUGAAGGUUACCCCACGUAUAAGGAGAAGGUGAAGAAGCGCCCGGGGGGUCGCCCAGAGGUCAUCUACAACUACGUCCAGCGGCCCUUCAUCAGGAUGUCCUGGGAGAAGGAGGAGGGCAAGAGCCGCCACGUGGACUUCCAGUGUGUGAAGAGCAAGUCCAUCACCAACCUGGCGGCGGCAGCCGCAGACAUUCCCCAGGACCAGCUGGUGGUCAUGCACCCUGGACCCCAGGUGGACGAGCUGGACAUCCUCCCCAACCAGCCCCCAGGCGGCCAGCACUACAGCAACAACUACAACAACGAGCCUGACCCCGACGCCCCCUCGCCCGGUGUCUGACGGCACCUUCCUCCUCCCUCGUUUCACCUGGACCCCCCUCCCUCCCCUGCUCUAUGCUCCCUCCCUCCCUCCACCCUGG
Hypomesus transpacificus is the source of this 1801-nucleotide messenger RNA. It is a transcript of the gene btbd10b, whose product is annotated as BTB (POZ) domain containing 10b. The record is from RefSeq and is a predicted model, not a curated record. Gene Ontology annotation, molecular function: protein binding. Gene Ontology annotation, cellular component: cytoplasm. Lineage: Eukaryota; Metazoa; Chordata; Actinopteri; Osmeriformes; Osmeridae. Bases 253 to 1722 code for a protein of 489 amino acids. The transcript has 9 exons. Gene Ontology annotation, biological process: positive regulation of phosphorylation.